Plasmodium reichenowi is the source of this 1545-nucleotide messenger RNA. RefSeq names its product mRNA-binding protein PUF2. Gene Ontology annotation, biological process: post-transcriptional regulation of gene expression. Gene Ontology annotation, molecular function: mRNA binding. The record is from RefSeq and is a predicted model, not a curated record. Lineage: Eukaryota; Apicomplexa; Aconoidasida; Haemosporida; Plasmodiidae. The transcript is spliced from 4 exons. Bases 1 to 1545 code for a protein of 514 amino acids. Gene Ontology annotation, cellular component: cytoplasm.
AUGGACUCCAUUUUUUUAGAAGAUGAUGCAAUUGGACACGUAAAUAAUAUAGACCAUAUAGAUGAUAUUAAUAACAUCGGAGUUAUUAAUAAUACAAAUAACAUAAAUACUGUUAAUGAUGUUGUAGAUGAAUUUAAUUUUAAAGAUCAAUUAAAACAUUUGAAAAAUAUGAAAACCUGCUCAACCCGUUAUAACAGUAUGCCAUCAUCAAACAUUGAAAUGUGGUAUGAUCAAGAACUAAUGGGAAAUCAAAACAUUUUUUUUUUAAAUGAUCCAGAGAAUGACAUAUUUAAUUUUUCAAGAGGAAUAAACAACGAUGAAUAUUACAAAAACUAUUAUAUUGAUAAAGAAAAUCAAGCAAAAAUAGAUUAUAAUCAGAUUUAUCAUAAUUUUGAGAAUAAUCAUAACUUUGAAUAUUUAAAAAAUUCUGAACAUUAUGAAAAAUCACCUGAACAAGUUAUAGUUAAUAAAAGAUAUUAUGAGAAUUUACCUGAACAAGUCAUAAUUAAUAAAAAGGAUAUGUUUAAAAACGAUGAAGAAAAGUAUAAUGAGGAGGGGCAAGUGCAUAUUGAUAUGAGCAAAGUUAUGUAUGAUAUAUAUUUUUUAUGUUUUCAUAAAAACGGGUGUGAAUAUAUAAUAAAAAAAUUAAAAGAAGAUAAUAAAGAAGAAAAAGAAAUAAUAUUAAAUUCAUUAUUAAUUGAUACAAUGUCUUUAUGUCCAGAUAUAUAUGGUAGUUAUGUAGCGCAAAGUAUAUUUGAUUUAAAGGAUGAAAAAUAUAAGGAACGUUUUACAGAUGAAUUUUUAAAACAUACAAGUUUUCUUACAUUACAUACAUAUGGAUGUAGACUUAUACAGAAGUCACUAGAAUCUUUAUCUGAUGAAUACAAAUGUAAAAUAUUUAAAGAAUUACAAGAGGAUUUAAUAAAAUAUAUAUGUCAUCAAAAUGGGAAUCAUGUUAUACAAAAAUGUGUAGAAGUAUUACCAUGUAGUUAUAUAGAUAUAAUAAUAAAUAUUAUUGAAGAAUAUUUACCCUUUCUAAGUUCUCAUGCCUACGGUUGUAGAAUAGUACAAAGAAUAUAUGAAAUAGGAAACGAGCAACAAAUUAACAGAUUGAAUGAGCAAAUUAUUAAAAAAAUACAUCUCAUCAAAAACAGAUAUGGAAAUUAUGUUAUACAAAAGUGCUUUGAACACUCUGAUGAUAACAUAAGAUUUAUAAUUACUGAUGAAAUUGUAAAUGAUAUAUACAAACUCUCAUCCCACAAAUAUGCCUGCAAUAUAAUUGAAAAAAUUUUAUUAAAAAAAGAGUACAAGUACAAAAAGAAAAUCAUCAAAAAGAUUGUCAGCGAUAUAUCUGAUGGAAAGGAUAAUAUUAUAAACAUUUGCAAAGACUGCUAUGGUAAUUUUAUGAUGCAGAAAUUAUUGACAACUUGUAGAAAAAAAGAGAGAAAUUUUAUUAUUAAAACUAUUAUAGAAAACUUAGACAAGUUAAAAGACGAAACAUAUGGGAAAUACAUUUUGAGAGCUAUUAACAAUUUGGAAAAAUAA